UGUAAGGCAGGAAUUGUAAGGACUAUAAGAUAGGAAUUGUGUUUAAUUGGAACAAAGAUUAAAUUAUUUUGAGUAAUUACAGUUAAAAUUUGAUAUUCUUUGAUAUAAUCAGUUGGUAGCAGCCAGAAGACAUAGGGAGGGUUAAAUAUAUAGCUAUCUACUUUUGUACAUGCUUCAAAAUAUGUUACAUAGUAUAUUAAAGCUUUGUUUUUAGAUCAACUAUAUGUGGUAAAUUUUUUUGCACAUUAAAAAAAAACCUAACUACAAAAAGGUUAAACAAAUAUUUCCUUUUUAAACUCUUGAUUAUUGCUACUCUUUAUGCUUGGAGGUGAUGGAGGACAUGCUAGAGGAUGAGGAAGAAGAUGAUGACAGAGAUGACAAGGACAGUGAAAAGAAAGGAUUUAUUAAUAAAAUCUAUGCCAUUCAGGAAGUGUGUAUCAGUGUUCAGAACGUCCUUGAUGAGGUGGCUUCUCUUGCAGAAAGGAUUAAGAAUAUAUUCAACUGGACUGUUCCAUUCUUAAGCUGGCUGGCCAUUGUUGCCCUCUGUGUGUUCACAGUCAUCGUAUAUUUCAUUCCACUGAGAUACAUUGUCCUUGUCUGGGGCAUCAACAAAUUUACAAAGAAACUCCGAAAUCCAUAUGCAAUUGAUAACAACGAACUACUUGAUUUUCUUUCCAGAGUUCCUUCAGAUGUGCAAGUGGUGCAAUAUCAAGAACUGAAACAAGACCUUUCUCACAGUCCAAGUAAGAGGAAGAAAAAUAACCUUGGUUAGUCAAUUCCAUGUGCUGGGCAGAUCAACAUCUGAACAAGGCAUACCACCUGAGCAGGAUUUCUUCUCUUUCUAAUUUUUUGUUUAUUCUCUUUUGGGUUGUGAUUUUUUUAAAAAAAUUGGUAAUCUUAAUGAGAAAUGUGUAAAUAUUGUACAGAGAGAUUUAGCAGGGAAAAUAUUCUUUCCUUUGUACAGAACUACAGUGAAAGUUUGAAAUUUAGCAUGCUCCAGCUUUGUAGAUGAGAAAAGCCAUCAGUAGCAUGAAUAUGGAAUAGUACGUGAUAAGCACAUACAAAGGGAUAUAGAUGUGCUAAAUGUAAUUUAAUUCAUGCUAAUUAAUAUUAAGAAACCAAAUAACUGAUCUUUUUAUCCUAAAAAGGAUGUUCUCUUUAAAGUUCCAUGUUAUACAUAUUACUAGACAUGCCGAGAAAAGCAAAUUCAUUUAUUUUUUCUACCACUAUCCUUGCCUGCUGCAAAUAACCAGACAUUAUAAGUUAAUCAGGGCUUGCUGGAAGUAAAUGAGUUACAUGCAACAUGCAAAUGUCUUAAUGGAUCUCCAAAGAUUUAAAGAAUUUCUUGAUACUUUUAUCAUUCCACUACAAGAUUUCGAAAAAAUAUUCCUAUAUUUAAAAUUACUGCCAGAUUUAUAACUGAUUCCAUAUCUAACUUUUAUAAAAAAAAUUAAUCUUGAUUUGUAUUUGUUAGCCUCAUGAACAACCUGCAUAUAUUUCAAAAACAAAAUAAGUUUUAAGCACAUUGCUUCAGAUUACAGAUUAUGAACAUCUUCUGUGCACCUAAAUAAUACUUUAAGUUUACAUUAUCCUAAAUUUUUAUAGGAGUCAAUGGAAACAGGUAGAUUUUCUUUGUUUUUUUCUGUAAUAAAUUAGUCUUUUCUCCAGAAGGUUAAGUGGACAAUUAUAUGCAAACCAUUUUAUAUUAUACAAGAUAUUGAAGUUUAAGCUAUUAUUGCAUAACAAAUAGCUUUGGAUAUAUAUACUUAACGACAUAUAGGAAUAUUGAUUUGAGCCAGUAUACUUUUUUUUUAAAAAAAAAGCUUACCACAUAAUUUUUAUAGAAAACUUCCAAGGGAUGUAAAAAACAAAGUAAAGAUUAAUUUGUGUCCUCAGGGGGAAAAGGUUUCUAUGCUUUUCAUUUAGAAUAUUUCUCUUGAAAUUUCCCCAGAUUUUCUUGCCUAUUUAUACAAUCUACUAGAAAGAAUACUAAACUGCAGAGAAAGCUAACCCUGAACAUGUUUUCUUGAGUAGCCAGUUUUGAUAUGCAUAUGUAUAAAGAAAUUUUCUGGUUGCUUAUUAUUGAUGGGCAAUAUUUAAUUAAUGGAAACAAAAACUUUUAUUGAUGUGAAUAUUGGGAAAGAGAAUAUAACUCUAGAACAUUACACUGAUUUAAAAACUUUUUGCAAAAUAUGUGAAAGGUUUUUCCCUGUGAUGUCCUCCUUUAUUAUUACCUUGUGGACAUACAUUUCCUGCACAAAAUACUUAUUUAUGCCAUUAAAUACGAUGAUAAAAUGUUUGGAUGUUCCAUGUGAACUACAUAAGAAUAAGCAUGCAUCUCUCUCUAUCUGUGUAUCCAUUUUAUUUGCACAGGAAUAUCAGGGAUCAUAUCCUGAGUGUUAUUUUCAGUUCGUGGCUCUAGUAACAGCUUAACUCUUAGAUAACUUUUGUCUGAAAACAAUUCCAAGUGAUACUGGACUGCCUCCUAAAUCUUCCCUCCUGGUUAAAGAGGGAUAAAGCUGUCAGUUUCACAAUCUCCCAUACUGCAUUUUAAUUCUCAAAUUCCCUGUUAUGUAUAUGAAGAAAUGUGUGAACACAGAUAACCAAACUAAACAAAAUCCUAAUUUUCACUUCUGUGCAUCCAAGCCUUUUGCCAAGCAAUUCAAGCUUCCUUUUCAACCUAGUCUUAUAUUCUUCUGCACUUGCUGCUUGAGAAGACUCCAGCUCCCCUUUUUCCACUUGAAGGAAGUUCACCCAGUGAAUGCCAUAAAACUUGCUAUUUGAAAAUAUUGAAAAAGUAAUUAUGAAAUAAAGUAUGACCAAAACUUCAUGUCUAUAUAUCCAUAUAGGCUACAUGAAUACUGUGAACUUAAUUGGAAUCUUUCAACUCCAAACCACUCACUUACCAUCCAGCCACAAAAACCUCAGCCUUUAGUCCUUUUGUAAGGAGUAAUUGUCCAGAAUACAUCUGGGCAAUCUCACAAUCUCUCUUUUCUCUGAAGAGAUUUUGCCAGCUAGGUCUGCUUUCUGAUCAGCGAUGUCCAUCAUAAUGCCGUUUCCACACCUUCAGGGCCAUCUAGGUCUUCAUUGGAAAUCUUCCCACAUAGAUUUUUUUCUCCCAAGGCAAUCAAUCCUUAACCUGU
Molecule: messenger RNA, 3143 nt
Organism: Crotalus tigris (Tiger rattlesnake)
Lineage: Eukaryota; Metazoa; Chordata; Lepidosauria; Squamata; Viperidae
Product: multiple C2 and transmembrane domain-containing protein 1-like
Exons: 5
Coding region: 332-772 (146 amino acids)
Biological process (GO): regulation of neurotransmitter secretion
Cellular component (GO): synaptic vesicle membrane
Molecular function (GO): calcium ion binding
Source: RefSeq, a predicted model, not a curated record